This is a messenger RNA of Ahaetulla prasina, 1967 nucleotides long. RefSeq names its product dehydrogenase/reductase SDR family member 13-like. Bases 31 to 1014 code for a protein of 327 amino acids. The record is from RefSeq and is a predicted model, not a curated record. The transcript is spliced from 5 exons. Lineage: Eukaryota; Metazoa; Chordata; Lepidosauria; Squamata; Colubridae.
UGGGGCUGCGGGGCCAGCGGGGAUCGGGCCAUGGAGGCGGCGGGGGCGCUGGCGGCGGGCGCGGCGCUGCUGCUGGGGCUCUACGGGCUCCUCUACUACUACUUGGUGGCGGCCACCUGGUGCCGCAACGCGGUCAGCCUGCGGGGCAAGACGGUGCUCAUCACAGGUGGAAAUGCAGGGAUCGGGAAGGCCACAGCGGUGGAUCUGGCCCGGAGAGGCGCCCGUGUCAUUCUGGCAUGCCGCAACAAAGCGAGAGGAGAAUCGGCCGUGUACGACAUUAGACGGGAAAGUGGGAACUCGGAGGUGAUCCUGAUGAUCCUGGAUCUGGGCAACCUGAACUCCGUGCGAGCUUUUGCGCAGACCUUCUUAGAAUCGGAGCCCCGUCUGGACAUCCUCAUCAACAAUGCAGGGGUCGUUAAAGGUGGCCAAACCAUUGAUGACUUUAAUCAGAGUUUCCAGGUUAACCACUUGGCCCAUUUCCUCCUGACCCACCUCCUUCUGGAACGGCUGAAGGGCUGCACCCCGAGCCGGGUCAUAUUUGUAGCCUCGAAUAUGCAUUUCUUUGGGAAGAUAGACUUUCGGACCAUCUACAAGCCGGCGGAAGGGAUGUGGCAGGCCCUGAGAUCGUACUCCAACAGCCAACUAGCCAACAUUGUCCAUGUGCGAGAGUUGGCCAAACGGCUGGAAGGGACCAAUGUCACCUGCUACGCUGUUCAUCCAGGAUUUGUUCAAGCCGAAAUUGCUCACGCCUAUCCCCGUUGGGUAGCUUGGCUGCUUCGGACCAUCAAACCCUUCCUCCGAGAUGGGAAAACUGGUGCCCAGACCAUCAUCUACUGCGCCACCCAGGAGGGAAUCGAGAGGCUGAGCGGGCAAUAUUUCGUGGACUGCCAACCGAAGGUGCCCUGGCCACGAGCCCGUGAUGACCUGAUGGCCGAGAAGCUCUGGGAAUUCAAUGAGAUGCUGCUGGGACUGACCGCUUUGGACAGGAAAGGACAGAAACGGUGUUCGGGGUAACCGAAAGUGAUAAUCUCCGAUUUAUAACCAUCCACCUCGUGACCGUUCAAAGCUAUAACACCACUGGGGAAAAAAGUGAGUUUUUGCACUUACGACGGUCACACGAUCAAAAUUCGGGCACUUGUCAACCCGCAUCUAUUUGUGACGGUUGCAGCACUCCUGGGGUCACGUGAGCGGCGUAUCUGUGACCUUCCCAGCAGCCUUCCUACAAUGGGGGAAGCUAGAUUCACUUAACGACUGAAUGAUUCGCUUAAUAACCAAAUUGGUUCGCUUAACAACCAUGGCAAAAAGGUUGCAAAAUUGGGCACUUAACAACCGUCCUGCGCCUUUUUUUUUCUUCCCCUUCUGUGUUCUAUGGUUUACCUCCGGAUGUCCCUGCUGUGCUGAAGUUUACCUGACUAUGCUCUUGUUUGCUUUACUGUAAAUAUAUUUAUUGAUAUAAAACCAUUAUGUGUCAGUCUUCCUUUGGAAACCAGUUGUGCAAUUGCUUGACAUGUUAUGGGACCAGAAACGCCCUGAAAUGCCAGUUGUAUUUUUCUGAGGUAAAAGUUUCUUCGCGAACCUGUGGGAGCUUGAGGACUACUGGCCUGUGAAGACAACAGGAUGUUCUCUCUGUCUGGAGGAGGAUUUCCUGUGGCUCCUCUUAGUGCAACGAAUGAUCUCUCAUGGAGGCUAAAGAUGGAGAUAUUUCUGCAGAAUAAUAAUAAUAAUAAUAAUAAUAAUAAUAAUAAUAAUAAUAAUAAUAAUAAUAAUAAUAAUAAUAAUAAUAAUAAUAAUAAUUUAAUUUUUAUACCACACUUCUCCCACAGGACUCAGGACGGUUCACAGCCAAGUAAAAACCAACAUAAAUAAAUACGAUACAGAUAAAACCAAUGAUUAAAAAACUUAUUCAAUUUGGCCCUAGUUAAAAAUGCGUAAAACCAUAAAACCCCAUUAAAAUUUAAAAAAUCAAU